GAAGACCAUGUGCCUCCUCGUAAGAGAUUGAGGAUCAUGGAUACUAGAAAAUCCAACUGCCCAGCAACUUUAAAUAUGAAGUGUAUAAGGGUGUAUCCUGAUUACAGUAUGCACUCAGCAACUGAACACAGGGAUACCAAGGCAAAAGUUCUUGCAAGUCUACAGAAAGAUUUGGCAUUGCCAUGCCCGCCUAAGAGCUAUCUACGUUAUUAUUUGACUGCUUCCCCAGCAAGUGCACACACACAUGCUACUGAAAGUGUUGAAGCAAGUGGGUACAUACAUCCUUCACUUGUAAAGGAAAUCAAAAACUUAGUACUCAGUGGCAUGACAUCUCUCAAAGUCAUUAAGUUGGCUCUAGACAGAUUUGUUGAAAUCAAUUUCACUGGGACACACAUACCAGGUCAAAUGAAUACUACCUUUUACCCCACAGAGAAAACUAUUUACAGUCACAUUUAUCGGACCCUUUAUGGUACAAAUAAAGUAUUGUUUGACGAGACUAGACUGCAGAAUCAGGUUGAUGAGUGGCACAAAGACUCGAGCAAUCACAUGAUUUAUUAUAGACAUUGUACGGGAGCCAAUGGAGAAGUGAAACCAUUACUUUUUUGCUAUCAGAGCAGUUGGCAGAGAGAUCUUUUGAAGAAGUAUGGUGGUAGUUCUUUGUUAGAUGCAACAUACAAAACAACAACAUAUGAUAUUCCUUUAUUUUUUAUAGCUGUGAAGAGUAAUUUUUUCAUUCAGAUUGAAAAUGCAAGAUCCAUUCAUGAAGCACUAGACAUUUUCAAGGACUGGAACAAGGAUUGGAAUCCCCCUCUAUUGGGUUACGGAUUUCUCGGAGUCAGAGAUAAAUGCAAUUGAGCAAGCAUUCCCCCAGACAAAAGUUUACUUGUGCCUUUUCCAUCGAAAACAGGCAUGGGGAAGAUGGUUGAAAAAAAAAGGAUAAUCUACGUGUACCAAAUGACAUGAAGACAUUUCUGGAUAUGUGGCAAGAAAUUUCAGAAUCACCAACAGGGAGAGAAUUUAGAGAUCGCAUAGAAGAGUUGCGAACGCAUGAGGUUUCUCGGAGAAACGAGCGUGCAUGGCCAUACUUUCAACAGCAAUGGCUAACGGUAUGUGAAAGAUGGGUGAAAGCGUAUGAGGACAAGGGCAGAUUUCCAACUAUUGACACUACAAAUGGAGUUGAAGCCAUGAACAAGAUUGUAAAACAUUUUUUCCUAAAACACAAUUCAGACAGGACUUUAACUGGGGUUACUAAGGUUACAAUAAACCAGUUUCUUCCAAGCCUAAUUAGAAAGUACUGUCUGCAGAAUUCUGCCAUCAAAGCUUAUAACAAAGAUGUUCCACUGUUUUUGCAUAAAAAACAAACAAGGUUGUGAAAC
This is a messenger RNA of Schistocerca nitens (vagrant locust), 1376 nucleotides long. RefSeq lists its product as uncharacterized. Gene Ontology annotation, molecular function: DNA-binding transcription factor activity. The record is from RefSeq and is a predicted model, not a curated record. The coding region runs from base 37 to 855 and encodes 272 amino acids. NCBI's taxonomy places the organism in Eukaryota, Metazoa, Arthropoda, Insecta, Orthoptera, Acrididae. The transcript is spliced from 3 exons.